AUGCCCUUCCGCCCCGGCCCCCUUCGCAUUUCCCGCCGACGCGAUUGCGCCGUCGCCACCCGCGGAUUCCGCCGCCGCGAUCGCCGCGUCGCCUCCCACUCUUCCCGUCGACGCAUCUGCGCCGACGCCGACUGCCCUUCCCGCCGGCGCGACCACUCCGUCGCCGCCUGCCCCUCCCGCCGCCGCGACCACGCCGUCGCCGCCUGCCCCUCCCGCCGCCGCGACCCUGCCGUCGCCGCCUGCCCCUCCCGCCGCCGCGACCACGCCGUCGUCGCCUGCCCUUCCCACCGCCGCGAAUACCCUGUAGCCGCCUGCCUUUCGCGCUGCCGCGACCGCACCGUCGCCGCCCACCCUUUCCGCCGACGCAACUGCGCCGUCGCCGCUUGCGGUUCCCGCCGCCGCGAUCGCAUCGUCGCCGCUCAUCCCUCCCGCCGUCGCACUCGCUCUGUCGCCGCCAGCAAUUCUCGCCGCCGCGACUACCCGCACUUCCCGCCGCCGCAUCUGCCUGUCCCUGCCUGCGUUUCCCGCCGACGCAGCUGCGCCGUUGCCGCCGGUGGUUCCCACCGCCGCGAUUGCCCCCCCCCUCCCCCCCCCCCUUCCCCCUCCCCCCCCUCCCCCCUCAUUUCCCGCCGACGCGUUUGCACCGUCGCCGCCUGCUAUUCCCGCCGCUGCGACAGCACCGUCACUGCCCGCAUUUCCCGCCGCUGCGGCCUUCCGGACGACGCGCCUAACCUGGAACUGGCCGCUACCCCUGCGCUUCAAGCUGCCGCCGACGCCACCUUUCUCCACGAUCACCGCGAAUACCUCAUCCGCAAGGCCACCCAUGAAGUUGCUGUGCACAACUACGAGUUCGCAACAUCGGACCGUGCCAAUCGCCUGGCGAUGCUUGCCGAUUACAACACGGCCAUGGCGCUUCACAUCCCCAACAGCAUCGCCUGGGCCGCUGCCGACAACCACGCCUGCACCAUCCUCCUCGGUGCGCUCCCCGACACCCUCAUGCACCGCUUCCAAGCUCGUGAAAUGCGAGCCUCCCUGAUUUGGGCCGAGCUCCAGUCAAUGUUUGAGCGUCGCGACAUCAGCUCUGUCGGCGUUGUCUUCCAGGAAUAUUUCUCCAUUGCCCUCGCCACCUGUGACGGCGCAGUCGACUACGUGGGGCGCAUGCAGGAGGUCGCUGAUCGCCUUGCGGCUUGUCAGGCUGCCCUCUUCGAGCCACUGCAGAUUCACCGUCUCCUCUUCAACCUCACGCCGGAUUACGAGUCCCGCCUGCACGCCUUCACUGAGGCAAACUCCCUGGCUGGCCUGAACGAGGUGGUCCAGUGGAUUAUUGACACGGAGGUCAAGCUCCGCACCCCCAUUGUCAAACUCACCACCCCUCAGUCCUCCUCCUCCACCUCCCUCAAUGCCACGCAGCCACGCAACCAGGGUGGUCGCAACAGCGGUGGAGGAGGUCGUGGAGGGGGCGGAGGUGGUGGUGGCCGUGGUGGCCGUGGUGGAGGAGGUGGUGGUACCACUCCUGGCUGUCCUGCUGGUGCCGGUGGUGCUUGUCCCUGA
This is a messenger RNA of Closterium sp. Naga37s-1, 1551 nucleotides long. NCBI's taxonomy places the organism in Eukaryota, Viridiplantae, Streptophyta, Zygnematophyceae, Desmidiales, Closteriaceae. The record is from the annotation of a GenBank genome assembly.